CCAACACAACAACAACAGUCAACAUGGAGAUCUAGCCUACUCUGACAGUUGCCGGCUUGGAAAAAUGAAAAAGGGAAUUAAUGCACACUACAUCAGGACAUCUUCGGUUUCUGGUAAGAGCCACAUUACAACAAGCAAGAAGUUUAGUUAGGAAUGAGCUUUUGCCGACCAUGGAAGGAUCGUUGAGUGUCGUAUGGAGUCAGAUGAAAGAGGCAGCUAUAAAAUUUGCUCAGGCAAAUGGAAAUGCAGAGCCAAGGCUUCCACGACUUGUUGCCGUCAGUAAAACCAAACCUAUAAGCGUGAUUGCUGAGGCAUAUUCAUAUGGCCAAAGAUGUUUUGGGGAAAAUUAUGUCAAAGAAUUGGCAGAGAAAUCAAAAGCAAUCGAGGAUAAUGGUGGUUUGGAAGAGAUCCAGUGGCAUUUUAUUGGCCAUCUUCAAAAGAAUAAAGUAAAUAAUCUAUGUAGUGUUACGAAUUUAGCAUUGGUCGAAACAGUAGACUCAGUAAAGAUAGCUGAUACUUUGAAUAGGUCAUGGGGCCGAUUACAAGGUGACAGGAAAUUAAAGAUUUUUGUACAAGUCAACACAAGUGGUGAAGAAAAUAAAUAUGGUUGCAAUACUAUGGAAGAAUGCAUAGAACUAGUAAAUUACGUUCAUGCAAACUGCCCCAGUUUACAAUUUACAGGAUUGAUGACAAUCGGAGCUCUAGCAAGAAGCCACAGUACUAAUGCCAAUCAGGACUUCUUGACGUUAGUUUCUUAUCGAUCUGAAGUAUGCAAACAUUUUGCCAUUCCUACUGAAGAUGUUGAGCUGAGUAUGGGCAUGUCUGCUGAUUUUGAGGAAGCGAUCCUUGCCGGAAGUACAAAUAUAAGAGUUGGAAGUACAAUUUUUGGUCAGCGAGAAAAUCAGCACAAAUCCUAGUCUUAGGGCCUGUUCUAUUUUUAACCUUAGUUAGUCAGUUUAUUUUGAAAGAGACUUUACUUAACCCAUAAAUGAUUUAUGUAUCUUAAAAUAAAUAAUGUCCGUUUUCAAGUUAUUUAAUCCUUUAUUUAUAAAAAAUUAGACAUCGUGAUUAUCGUGGCAUUUUUUCAUUUUGGUUAGUAAUUUUUAAAUGGAAUCGAGUUUAAAUUAUUUCGACAGUUAGUGUGGCUUUAAUUUCAGCGAAUUGCAUUUUGUGUUGCCGUUUCAAAGAUUGUUACCCUUAUAUCAACAUUAUUCUAAAUUUUAUUUGAUGUUAACUAUUAUUGCGUAGAGUCAAAUUUAUAUUUUAUUUUUGUUUAAUGAAGAAUUAGAAUCUACGCUAUGCCCAAUUUGGAGACAAACAAGCAAAUCAUGAUGGUGAUUGCCUAAACGUUAUUGAAUCUCAUUUGAGCUAUUAUACGUAGAUCGUAUUUUUGUUGAAAACUGUUUGUUUUAUCACUUAUUUUGUCUGUAAGUUUUGUCACUUAUUUUGUCUUAGUCGACUAUCGUUCAUCUGUAUCAUCUUUUUGCGGUGUAUUGAUACUUCAUUUUUUAUCCCGUAACUUGAGGACCUGUUUGUCGUUAUACCCUGGUAGCAGAAUGCAUCAUUGUUAACGAAUAUAUUUGUAUUUUCUCGCU
Rhopilema esculentum is the source of this 1595-nucleotide messenger RNA. Its product is annotated as pyridoxal phosphate homeostasis protein. NCBI's taxonomy places the organism in Eukaryota, Metazoa, Cnidaria, Scyphozoa, Rhizostomeae, Rhizostomatidae. Gene Ontology annotation, cellular component: intracellular anatomical structure. The record is from RefSeq and is a predicted model, not a curated record. Gene Ontology annotation, molecular function: pyridoxal phosphate binding.